Chaetomium globosum CBS 148.51 is the source of this 438-nucleotide messenger RNA. RefSeq lists its product as uncharacterized. Lineage: Eukaryota; Fungi; Ascomycota; Sordariomycetes; Sordariales; Chaetomiaceae. The record is from RefSeq and is a predicted model, not a curated record. The coding region runs from base 1 to 438 and encodes 145 amino acids. The transcript has 2 exons.
AUGGCGAAUGAAAAGACACAUCAGAUCCCCGGACCUGAUCAGGGGUUGGGGUCAAAUCCCGGACCCGACGAUGGACAGCAUGAGCAAGAGACUCCGCAACCUAGAAACAAAACAGAUGAGACGCCUGGCGGUGAUAUCCCACCGACUGCAAGCGCCAUUGAAGACACUGCAGCCCCGGAUAUCCAAGAGCCAACCAAACGGAGUGCUCUUCGACGAGCGUGGGAGUGGAAGCCCAAACCAGCUCGCUAUGACCCCGAGAACCCUCCCAAGUUUACCAUAUGGCUGAACCUACUAUUUGCGUUUGCAGCCUGCUUCACCGUCGCCAACCUCUACUACAACCAAGCCAUCCUCAACCGCAUCGCCGAAACCUUCCACGUAACCUUCGAAAAAGCCUCCUCCGUCGCCACCUCAUGCAAGCCGGUUACGCCAGCGGCCUGA